AUGAAUAACUCUGUCCAACUGUUGAAAGGUAGACCGUAUCUGUUGCUCAUUGGCUCCUCUGUAUUGGCGCUGCUCCUCGCUGGCUACCUGGCACAGCAGUACCUACCGCCACCCAAACCCAAAGUGAUCGGCGUGGACCUGGGCACCACCUACUGCUCGGUCGGUGUGUUCCUGCCGGGAUCCGGGAGAGUGCUGGUCAUCGCCGACAAGGCCGGGCGCAAGAGCUUACCGAGCGUGGUGUCGUUCACCGGGCGGGAGGUGCUGGCCGGAUACGCGGCACAGGAGCUGGCAGACGUCAACCCGCUCAACACCAUCUAUGACGCCAAGAGGUUUAUCGGGAAACUUUACACACCCGAGGAGCUGAGAAAUGAGAGCAGCCGAUACCAGUUUAAGGUGUUGUAUAACGAGGGACGUGCAGAGUUCUCGGUCCCCGCAAACGAGACUUGGCGGAUCACGCCGGAGUUUGUGGGCUCCCGACUGUUGCUGGAGCUGAAGAGGAUGGCGGAGGAGCAGCUGGGGAUCCCGGUCAGCAAAGCGGUCAUCUCGGUUCCCGCGGAUUUCGACGAGCGGCAGAGGAACUACACCGUCAGGGCGGCGAAGAUGGCAGGGCUGGAUGUGCUGAGGGUGAUCAAUGAGCCCACCGCGGCAGCGAUGGCUUACGGGCUGCACAAGGCGGAGGUUUUCAAUGUGCUGGUGGUGGACCUGGGCGGAGGGACUCUCGACGUGUCGCUGCUGAUCAAGCAGGGAGGCAUGUUCCUCACCAGAGCCAUGGCAGGUAAUAACCAGUUGGGAGGCCAGGACUUCAACCAGCGUUUGCUGCAGUUCCUGUUUGAGCGCGUACACGAGCGACACGGAGUUCUGCCGUCCCACCAGCAGGACAUCCACCGCCUGCGUCAGGCUGUGGAGGAGGCCAAGCUGAACCUGACCGUGGCCAGCUCUGUGUCUCUCCGUGUCCCCCUCUCCCUGUCGCGCCCUGGCGGGGACAGGGUUGGGGAAGAGGAGGAGGGCGGAAGGGCCGACGAGGGGGAGGAGAAGGAGGAAGGGACUCGCGUUUGGUUCCGAGAAACGGUGACCAGGGAGCGCUUCGAGGAGCUGAACCAGGACCUGUUCCAGAAGAUCCUGCUCCCCAUCGAGGAGGUGCUGCGGGCAGGACGGCUGGACAGGCACCGGGUGGACGAGAUCGUGCUGGUGGGCGGCUCGACCCGCAUCCCCCGCAUCCGGCAGGUCAUCAGGGAAUUUUUCGGCAAAGAGCCUAACACGGCGGUGGACCCGGACCUGGCUGUGGUGAUCGGCACCGCCAUUCAAGCCGGCAUCAUGGGCGGUUCCUGGCCACUGCAGGUCAGCGCCUUGGAGAUCCCUAACCGCCACCUCCGCAAGACGAACUUCAGCUAGUGACGCGCACGAGGGACCUGGAAGGACACGGCACCUUUGUCCCGUUCCCAACCACAACAUUUCCCAACCCCCCUUCACUCUGUGGUUACUUUGGUUAAUUUGAUCACUUCAGGCCAGUGGUCAGUGUUCAGUGGCCGCCUUCUGCCCGCAAAGAAAAAAAAACAAUUCACUGUACGGUGUAUUUGUGCGAUGCGCUUUCAGACGUCUCGAAGACGCCAUGAAAGCGCAGUGUCAAAUGCGAGGAUUAUUAUUAUUGUUGUUACCCAUCGGGAGUUAAUGACACGAGAUGUUAAUAUUAAUAAUAUUAAUAUUUCUCCCUUAAGAUCUCUCAAUCUCCCUUAAGGUAAU
Callorhinchus milii (elephant shark) is the source of this 1740-nucleotide messenger RNA. It is a transcript of the gene hspa13, whose product is annotated as heat shock protein 70 family, member 13. NCBI's taxonomy places the organism in Eukaryota, Metazoa, Chordata, Chondrichthyes, Chimaeriformes, Callorhinchidae. Bases 1 to 1392 code for a protein of 463 amino acids. The transcript is spliced from 5 exons. Gene Ontology annotation, molecular function: ATP hydrolysis activity; ATP binding; heat shock protein binding. Gene Ontology annotation, cellular component: nucleus; cytosol; cytoplasm. Gene Ontology annotation, biological process: cellular response to unfolded protein; protein refolding; vesicle-mediated transport. The record is from RefSeq and is a predicted model, not a curated record.